GACGGUAGCGGCGGCGCAGGGGCAGUGUGCGGUCGCGUAUCCUCGACUCUCUCCGCGUCGAAAUGUCUGGAAUCUUCAAAAUUAGGACUAGACUCCACUUGCUACCUUCCUUUGGGAGAUCUCUACCAAGGGAGCUUUCAACAAGAUUGUGGAAAAGAGAAGACACGUGCCUACCCCAUUGCUUUGGGACCCAUAUGUUCUUACAACCACAGAGAUGGCAACCUGACAGUGCUAAUUUUUAUCCUGGGACAGGGCUGGCACCGUACAGAUGUACUGGCAGCUUAACCCCCACCAACAGAGUCUUGGACAAGUCGAUGAUUGAGAACAAAGAACAGUUCAAACUGGUCUACAAGUUUCCAGGAAUUAAAUAUUGUAGAAUAUUUUCAAGAAUGAAGUUGCUACAGACUGCUAUAACCAUAGUCAUCCUCCCGCCUGUCUAUCACCUCUAUCUGCAGGAACAAGUUUCUCAGGCUUUUGUGUUGUAUGUCACUGGCAUUGCUUGCUUUGCUGCUGCAAUGCUGUAUGGUAUAAGUUAUUUUCUCAGACGAAUGAUUGGACUGAUGUACUUAAAUGAAGCUGGCACCAUGGUAAAAGUGGCACACUUGACAUUUUGGGGAAGAAAGAAAGAAAUUUAUUGUCCAGUUGAAAGUGUGAUGACCUUGGAUGACACUGGAGAUGCCAAGAAUGAAGUACUGCUCCAGUUUAAACAGCAUAAUAGUACACAGGUUUUAUAUUUUACUCUAACAUUUGGCCAUAUUGUGGAUAAACAGAGGUUUGCCCAAAUAUUUGGAGGAUUUUAGUAACUCAUUAGAUGCAAUGACCAACAUUUUCCAAGAGUCUAGCUUGUUUAAUGUUUUCCAUUGCUCUUCAUGCUGAAUUCAUCACAUCCAUAGCUUAAUAGAUUUGUAAGCACUCAAAUACAAAACCUCUAUGAGCAAAUAUGCACAGCUGUGUUUGGAUAAAGGGGAUACAGUGAUGUAGCAACCCACUAGAUAGAUGUUCCUGUACAACUAGUUUCAGAUGAAAGCGGAAUCUUAUCCUACACACAACCAUUAUGUAAAGAAAUAUAGUUUAAUACUCAUGUCUGAUGGUAACUUACACAGUUGAAAUCUUAAUUGUUUCACCUUAAUGUGCAGUUGGGCAUGGUGGUGGUGGUGGUUUUUGUGUGUGGCUCUCUCAGCUUGGCUUUCAGACUGUAGGAUGGCAGUUAAAAAAUAUUUAUUGGUAAAACUGAGCAAAUAUAAUUUGCGAUCAUAGAUACAACCGUAGCAGCCCACAGUGCCAUUUUUAGUCUCUUGUGAGACUGCACUUCCAAUUUAUAUCAAAUUUUGAUCAGGAAAGUCUUAAUUAUUUAUAUUAACAUGAAAUAUUAGUAAGUUAUUAAAACGGUAUCCUGGUACAAGGAUUUGCAAAAAUAUUGUCAUGGGGAUGCGGUGGAAUUGCUUGCUCAGUCCCUUGUCUUCUGGGCUGGCACCAACUGGGAAGUGUGCCACUCACUUUUUUCUUUAACAGUUCUUCUGUCAGAUCAAAACGUGUUAAUAGGAUCCUGAGUGAACUUUGGCCAUUGUUCAUCUGUGGCUUGUGGGUUCAGUGCUUGGAUGAUCUUCACAAGGCUCUAAGCCUUGCUUGGAGAAAAAUAUGUUGCAAGAGAAUAUCUACUUCAACUAUGUGAAAGCAAAUAAAGUAGCUGAACAGUGUCUCAAGAGCCCUACUAAAGCAUUUUAACUUGUGUACACAGUGAAAAGGAUCAAAAAUUCUGAAGAGAAGUAUCUUACAUUAGUACUAUUUACAGACACAUCGAGGUCUCUGUUCAAGUUUAAAAAACAUUUUCUUACCCUGGUCUAUAGACAAUAUCUUAGGUUAUUAAAACAGAAUUUUAAGCAUUUAUUUUUCAGUGCUUAUGCUCUGUUGGGAUUUUCUUUUUCAAUUUAACCAAUUGAAACGGUCAAUUUCAUUUUCUUAGGCGUAGCAUCGUAAUAUGUGGGUUGCAAAAACCGCAGGGAAAUGGUUAUUUUUAAAAGAUUUACAUUAGAACAUAAAGAAUCAUGGAAAUAUUUGAAUUGGGCUGAGAUUUUAUAAAAAGUGUGUGCAUGCACAGCUUCAUUUCAUCACUGGUUGGGAUCUUUCAACAGCAACAGUGCCCAUACAGGAGCUAAAUGGCACAUCAGUUCAAAAUAUCCUUUCACUGACUGGACUACAGUUAGAAUAAAUUUGCUUUUUUGCUGUGUACUGUACUUAUCACAAAUUAAAAAACCCAAAGUUGUACUGUAUAAAGUUUUAACAGACUCCAGUUGUGUUGCUUACUGAUAUAGAAUGACAGAUAAUUAAGCAGAUUUAUACAGCACAGUAUGUAUUUUAAUAAAAAUGUAAUGGCUACCUUUAUUACUAUCAUGUGAAAAAUUAAAAGUGUUAACACAAGCAA
Messenger RNA from Emys orbicularis (European pond turtle), 2422 nucleotides. It is a transcript of the gene TMEM186, whose product is annotated as transmembrane protein 186. The transcript has 2 exons. Lineage: Eukaryota; Metazoa; Chordata; Testudines; Emydidae. Bases 63 to 800 code for a protein of 245 amino acids. Gene Ontology annotation, cellular component: mitochondrion. The record is from RefSeq and is a predicted model, not a curated record.